AUGUCUGAUUAUACAAAUAAGCGUAGUACUCAAGAAGACGUUUCAUCACCGACGGAGAAAAUCAAACGCAUUCAAUCUCAUCUGAACAUGAAGAUACCGAGUUACAAUGACCAAGACGUUGCUCAGCUAAGAUCCCCAAGCCCGAAUUCAUGUACGGCUCAGUACGCGCGUGAACUCUUGGAGAUGCUGGAACGCGUGGAUCAUCAAGUCGAAUACCUGCAGGAGGAACGUGAACGAACGCGUAUUCGGCACGAAGAAGAGGUAGAAAGGUACCGUGACCGCAUUGAUACCUUGGAAGAAGAGGUGAUGUACCAGAAAGCACUACUUGACGUCACGAGCGAAGACGUAGAUCGGCUGGAGGUGGAGACGGUGAAGCAGAAGGAGAACAUCAAAGCGAUCUUGGAGUACGCACAUGGAGACGCCGUAGAGAGACAAAUAUGCAUCGAAGAACUGAAAGAUCGUAUCAUUCAGUCUCAAUCCAUUAUAUCGUAUUUUACAACCAACCGUCGUGCAGACGACGACAUUUCCUCGUUGGAAGCUAGCAAAUCCUUUAGGACUCAUAUAUCAGAGGAUGAAGACGGUCAAACAACGACGUACAAGAUAUGUAUCGAGUUCGUUUCUCUGUCCGUCAUCACCUCUGAUUGA
This is a messenger RNA of Suillus subalutaceus, 645 nucleotides long. RefSeq lists its product as uncharacterized. Lineage: Eukaryota; Fungi; Basidiomycota; Agaricomycetes; Boletales; Suillaceae. The transcript has 3 exons. The record is from RefSeq and is a predicted model, not a curated record. The coding region runs from base 1 to 645 and encodes 214 amino acids.